AGGAUUGAAGAUCCGAUGUUUGCAUGAAAGCUUUGUUGAUAGUUGGCCCAGAUUCGUCCAGAAGCUAUCCCGGGUUGUCGCUGAGAACGGUAUCUGGUAAGACAUAGGAGCUUCGGUAUCGCGCCGCACAAGAUGAAGAUCGGCAAAGACACUAGACCUCAAUAAGAACAGGUCUCUAGGCAUGAUCGGGGAGCUAUCUAGAAAGAAAGACGUCUGUGCAGAAGCCAAGACCACCGUUCACAGCGGUCGAUGAUCGAUCCCCAAUCCAUCGAGCCUCACCCGGAUCGACACCGACUAUUCAACGAUAUUCGACUCUAUGAUCAUCCUGUCGCUCAUUCAGACCCGUGGAGGGAAACUCUAAAGCCAAUCCAUCGUUAUCAGUCCAACCGUCCUUACUUGGACGAAGCCUUUAUCAUUUGCAAUAGUCCAUGCACGCAAGGAUACCCGCCAGGACAGAGUUGGUGUCGGUUGACUACUAAGUCAGUGUCUGAGAGCAGAAAGCAAUGCAAUUGGCCACACGCGAGGGAAGGGCUUGUUUUCUUUUUUUUGUUUUUCCAUGUGAGUGGAAAUCGAGAUCCUGAGGCCUGCUGCGCAUGCGGAGCACGGAGGACUCCGUACUCGAUAAAGUACAGUAGACCGAGAUGCCAAUUUCGCAUAACUGGAUGCAAACAAAAGCUCCGAGUUGAGUUUCACGCACCCAACCUUUGAUCGCACGCAGGAACCGAGACAGAGCAGCGUGAUCCAAGCCUGUGAUUGGGAGAUGGGCGGGAAGGGCAAUGCUGUGUCUCAUGAGGCCUGCAGCAAGGGAUACAUCCGCAUUCGGCAGUCUAUUUGGCUCAAUGCAGGG
Penicilliopsis zonata CBS 506.65 is the source of this 847-nucleotide messenger RNA. RefSeq lists its product as hypothetical. The transcript has a single exon. The record is from RefSeq and is a predicted model, not a curated record. NCBI's taxonomy places the organism in Eukaryota, Fungi, Ascomycota, Eurotiomycetes, Eurotiales, Aspergillaceae. The coding region runs from base 250 to 708 and encodes 152 amino acids.